This is a messenger RNA of Exophiala aquamarina CBS 119918, 648 nucleotides long. RefSeq names its product AAT family amino acid transporter. Gene Ontology annotation, biological process: amino acid transmembrane transport. Gene Ontology annotation, molecular function: amino acid transmembrane transporter activity. The record is from RefSeq and is a predicted model, not a curated record. Lineage: Eukaryota; Fungi; Ascomycota; Eurotiomycetes; Chaetothyriales; Herpotrichiellaceae. The coding region runs from base 1 to 648 and encodes 215 amino acids. The transcript is spliced from 2 exons. Gene Ontology annotation, cellular component: membrane.
AUGCUUACCCUGGGAGAGAUGGCCGCCUUCGUGCCCGUGGCUGGCUCAUUCUGUACUUACGCCGGGCGGUUUGUCGAUGAUGCGCUUGGCUUUGCCCUCACUUGGAACUACUGGUUCAAUGAUGCGGUCUCGACGGCCUCGGAUAUCAUCGCUCUUCAACUGCUGCUAAAAUUUUGGACGGACAAUUUCCCCGGCUGGGCGAUCAGUCUGAUCUUCUUGAUUGUCGUUAUUGUGUUGAAUCUGAAGCCUGUCGGGGUUUAUGGCGGGGUUGAGUACUGGCUCAGUCUUCUGAAAGUGGUCACAAUCUGCAUUUUCAUCAUCCUGGGCAUCGUGGUCAACGCAGGCGGCAACAGAGACCACAAAUACAUCGGCGGACACAACUGGCACAUAGGCGACGCACCGUUCGUGAACGGAAUAGGCGGCUUCGCAUCAGUCUUCGUGACCGCCUCGUUCGCGUAUGGAGGCACUGAAUCGAUCGCGGUGACGGCCGGCGAGACGCAGAAUCCGGCGAAGAAUCUUCCCAAAGUGGUGCGCAACGUAUUCUGGCGGAUUCUGCUCUUCUACAUUCUCAGCGUCUUGCUCAUCGGCUUGAACGUCCCCUACAACUACCCCAACCUCUCGGAGAAAUCGACCACCACAAGCCCUUGA